AGACUAUAACCAAUUAAUUGAGCAUUAAUUCUGCCAUUUACAACACAACCUGAGAAUGAAAACAAUGACAGGCGGCCAUUACCCUCUAGCUCUAGCUCUAGCUCUAGCAGCCUUGUUGGCGUUGGCAGCGGCGGCAAGUGAGGACCAUGCCGCGGACCGCAUAGCCCGUCUGCCGGGCCAGCCGGCGGUGGACUUCGACAUGUACUCAGGGUACAUCACGGUGGACAAGGCCGCCGGACGGUCGCUCUUCUACCUGCUGCAGGAAGCGCCGGAGGAGGCCCAGCCGGCGCCGCUGGUGCUGUGGCUGAACGGCGGGCCCGGGUGCUCCUCCGUCGCGUACGGCGCGUCCGAGGAGCUCGGGGCAUUCCGCAUCCGGCCCGACGGCGCCAACCUCGUCUUGAACCAGUAUCGCUGGAACAAAGUGGCUAACAUCUUGUUCUUGGACUCGCCGGCCGGCGUUGGGUUCUCUUACACCAACACCAGCUCAGACCUCUACACCUCUGGGGACAAUAGAACAGCUCAUGACUCGUAUACUUUCCUGGCGAAUUGGUUCGAGAAGUUCCCGCAUUACAAGUACCGCGACUUCUACAUUGCUGGCGAGAGCUAUGCAGGGCACUAUGUCCCAGAGUUAUCCCAGCUUGUCUACCGGAAAAACAAAGGCAUGAGCAAACCCAUCAUCAACUUCAAAGGAUUCAUGGUGGGUAACGGCCUGAUCGACGACUACCAUGACUAUGUGGGCACCUUCGAGUCCUGGUGGAACCACGGUCUGAUCUCCGAUGACACCUACCGCCUUCUCAAGGCGUCCUGCCUGCAUGACUCCUUCAUUCACCCUUCGCCGGCGUGCAACGCCGCGCAGGACACCGCCGCAACGGAGCAGGGCAACAUCGACAUGUACAGCCUCUACACGCCCGUCUGCAACCAGACUGCAUCCGUGAGCCGACCACGGCCCAGGGGACGCUACCCAUGGAUGAGUGGAUCGUAUGACCCGUGCACGGAACGGUACUCCACGGUGUACUACAACCGGCCGGAGGUGCAGAGAGCUCUCCACGCCAACGUCACCGGAAUAAACUACACUUGGGCCACCUGCAGUGACACCAUUAAUAAAAACUGGGGCGAUGCUCCAAGAUCGAUGCUUCCUAUCUACAAGGAACUUAUUCAAGCUGGCCUAAGGAUAUGGGUCUUCAGCGGAGAUACAGACGCGGUAGUCCCCUUGACAGCAACAAGGUAUUCCAUCGAUGCUCUGGACCUUCCAACCACCAUUGGUUGGUACCCCUGGUCUGACAGCAAAGAGGUGGGCGGUUGGAGCCAGGUAUACAAGGGCCUGACGUUGGUGACCAUCCGAGGCGCAGGGCAUGAGGUUCCCCUGCACCGCCCGCGGCAAGCUCUUAUAAUGUUUCAGAACUUCCUGCGGGGCAUGCCCUUACCAAGACAGACCUCAAAUGGAACUAUGGCUUGACAAUUCCCUGUAAUUUGGUUGUAGUAAUUCAUACAGUGUAGAGAUUGAAAUAACAAAGCUCAGAAAUAAAGUAAUGGAUCCUUCCUAA
Brachypodium distachyon (stiff brome) is the source of this 1544-nucleotide messenger RNA. RefSeq names its product serine carboxypeptidase 2. Gene Ontology annotation, molecular function: serine-type carboxypeptidase activity. Gene Ontology annotation, biological process: proteolysis. The transcript has 9 exons. The record is from RefSeq and is a predicted model, not a curated record. Lineage: Eukaryota; Viridiplantae; Streptophyta; Magnoliopsida; Poales; Poaceae. Gene Ontology annotation, cellular component: vacuole. The coding region runs from base 56 to 1456 and encodes 466 amino acids.